Messenger RNA from Spinacia oleracea (spinach), 2314 nucleotides. Its product is annotated as ABC transporter B family member 25. Bases 243 to 2156 code for a protein of 637 amino acids. The record is from RefSeq and is a predicted model, not a curated record. The transcript is spliced from 17 exons. Gene Ontology annotation, molecular function: ATP hydrolysis activity; ATP binding; ABC-type oligopeptide transporter activity. NCBI's taxonomy places the organism in Eukaryota, Viridiplantae, Streptophyta, Magnoliopsida, Caryophyllales, Amaranthaceae. Gene Ontology annotation, cellular component: mitochondrial inner membrane. Gene Ontology annotation, biological process: oligopeptide export from mitochondrion.
CUCCAUUCCACUCGUGGCAAUGUCUUAGUACAACUUUACAGCAACCCACUAAAAAUUUUCCAAGGACCAAAAAGGCUCCCAGACCCAAACGCCAAAUCUGCUACUACUACUCCGUAUUUAUUUUACACCCAACACUAACAUCGCACCACUUGUUCAUCGUCUCUUUUUUUGUUUUUAUACAAAUAAUUUAAUUUUUAUUAAGACUACAUUUUGUAGUUUGAAUAAAAGUUUGAAGAAAAAGCAUGAAUUUUGGAGGACACGGUGGUGGUGGGUAUGGCGGAGGAAAUGGUGGUGGUGGUGGUAAUAGGGCUCCUUUAUUGAAUCGGCAAGGCUAUAAGAGAGAGGAAUUGACAGACCUAGAGAAUGGGGAUACACCGGCUGCAAAUGUGGGAUUUUGUAGGGUUCUUUCUCUGGCAAAACCUGAUGCACCAAAACUAGUUAUAGCUACAGUUGCUCUAUUGAUUGCAGCCACAUCAAACAUAUUAGUGCCGAAGUUCGGUGGAAAAAUAAUUGAUAUUGUGUCAGGAGAUAUCAGUUCGCCAGAGCAGAAAUCUGAAGCUCGGAAAGCAGUCUACAGCACCAUACUAGAGAUUGUCCUGGUUGUUCUCGUGGGUUCAAUAUGCACAGCAUUGAGGGCGUGGCUAUUUAAUUCUGCUAGUGAAAGGGUUGUUGCGAGACUGAGAAAGAGCUUAUUCUCCCAUCUAAUUUGCCAGGAAAUAGCUUUUUUUGAUGUUACUCGAACAGGAGAGCUUUUGAGUAGACUAGCUGAAGACACUCAAAUCAUAAAAAAUGCUGCUACAACUAAUCUCUCUGAAGCUCUGAGAAAUUUAGCAACCGCAUUUAUUGGUCUUGGUUUCAUGUGUGCAACAUCAUGGAAGUUAACAUUGUUGGCAUUGGCUGUUGUGCCUCCAAUUUCUGUUUGUGUACGCAAAUUUGGCCGCUUUCUUCGUGAGCUCUCGCACAAGACUCAGGCUGCUGCUGCUGCUUCAUCUUCAAUUGCUGAGGAAUCUUUUGGUGCUAUCCGUACAGUGAGGUCCUUUGCGCAAGAAGGUUAUGAAAUUCAGCGGUAUUCGGAGAAAGUUGAUGAAACUUUAAACUUGGGACUUACACAAGCUAAAGUUGCAGGUUUAUUCUUUGGAGGACUAAAUGCAGCAUCCACCCUGUCAGUUAUUGUUGUGGUGAUAUAUGGAGCUAUCUUAACUAUCAAUGGUACUGGCAUGACACCUGGUGCUCUAACAUCCUUCAUACUUUAUAGCCUUACAGUUGGGUCAUCUAUAUCUGGACUAUCUGGAUUAUACACAGUGGCGAUGAAAGCUGCUGGAGCCAGUAGGCGUGUUUUCCAACUCCUAGACCGAACAUCAUCCAUGCAGAAUUCAGGAUCUAAGUGUCCGUUAGGUGAUCAAGAUGCAGAAGUAGAAUUGGAUGAUGUCUGGUUUGCAUAUCCUUCCCGCCCAAGUCAUAUGGUUCUACAGGGAAUAACGUUAAAGCUGCUGCCUGGUUCAAAAGUUGCUCUUGUUGGUCCAAGUGGUGGUGGAAAGACAACUAUAGCACAUUUGAUUGAGAGAUUUUAUGAUCCUACCAAGGGGAGGAUCUUGCUGAGUGGGGUUCCACUCGUAGAUAUAUCUCACAAGCAUUUGCAUAGCAAGAUAAGCAUUGUAAGCCAGGAGCCUACUCUCUUCAACUGCUCCAUAGAAGAGAACAUCGCCUAUGGUCUAGAUGGCAAAGCCAGCACUGCUGAUAUUGAGAAUGCUGCUAAAAUGGCAAAUGCACAUGAAUUUGUAUCCAAGUUUCCAGAGAAGUAUCAAACUCAUGUUGGAGAACGUGGAGUUAGGCUAUCAGGCGGUCAGAAACAGCGGAUAGCAAUUGCAAGAGCUCUACUGAUGAACCCAAAAGUACUACUUUUGGAUGAAGCUACAAGUGCCCUUGAUGCUGAAAGUGAAUACCUUGUGCAGGAUGCCAUGGAUCGCUUGAUGAACGGAAGAACUGUCCUUGUGAUAGCACACAGGCUUUCGACUGUCAAAAGUGCAGACAUUGUAGCUGUUAUAUCUGAUGGUCAGGUGGUGGAAAGAGGCACUCAUGAUGAACUUUUGGACAAGGACGGCAUUUACACUGCACUUGUGAGGCGGCAACUGCAAGGACCCAAAGCUGAUAACUAACAUUGAAGAUAAUAUUAACUUACUAUUCAGACAAUACAAUUUUCAGAAUUUCUAUUUUUGUAUUAUAGGUCUUUUAUCUGCCAUGCAAACUGAACAAGUGAAGCUUAUUUUUCUGGCUUCCACAUCUUUAUAACAGGCAAUUUCUGUCUUUAGUCAAA